Triticum turgidum subsp. durum (durum wheat) is the source of this 1437-nucleotide messenger RNA. The record is from the annotation of a GenBank genome assembly. Lineage: Eukaryota; Viridiplantae; Streptophyta; Magnoliopsida; Poales; Poaceae.
AUGGCCAUGGGUGAGGAGGCCGCGGCCACGGUCACGGCGGCGGCGACCUUGUCUGCGGCCCACUUGCUCAUCAUAUGCAACCCGUCGCAGGGCAACGUCAACCCCAUGCUGCGCCUGGGCAAGCGCCUCGCGGCCAAGGGUCUCUUGAUCACCUUCUCAUCGACCUCCGAUGUUGGAGCGAAGAUCACAGCCUCCUCCAGGGUGGAAGAUGGCGGCGACGGCGUGUCGCUCGGCCUUGGCCGCAUCCGGUUCGAGUUCCUAGACGACCAUUUCGACGGGAAGGAGGAGCUGAAGUUCAACGACCUGAUGACGCACCUGGAGACGGCCGGGCCGCCGGCGUUCGCGAAGCUGCUGAGGCGCCAGGAGGAGGCGGGACGGCCUGUCGCGUGCGUCGUCGUGAACCCGUUCAUCCCGUGGGCGAUGGACGUCGCCGAAGCCGCCGGCAUCCCCUAUGCGGUGCUCUGGGUGCAGUCCUGCGCGGUAUUCUCGCUCUACUACCACCACGUGCACGGGCUCUUGGACCUCCCGGCCGAGGACGACCUCGACGCUCGAGUCAAGCUCCCGGGACUCCCGGCGCUGUCUGUCACCGACGUGCCGUCGUUCCUGUUGCCGUCGAACCCCUACUGCUACAAGCUCUUCACCGAGGCGAUACUGAGGCAGUUCCGCGCCAUCCACAAGCCGUCGUGGGUGUUCGUCAACUCCUUCUCCGAGCUGGAGCGCGACGUGGUCAACUCUCUCCAGAGCGUCUCGCCGCGGCCUCCCCUGCUCAUCCCCGUCGGUCCACUCGUCGAGCUGGAGGAGGAGGCCGCCGUGCGCGGCGACAUGAUGAAGCCGGCGGACGAGUGCGUGGGGUGGCUGGACACGCAGGCGCCGCGCUCCGUCGUGUACGCGUCUCUCGGCAGCAUGGCGGUGCUGUCCGCCGAGGAGCUGGCCGAGAUGGCGCACGGGCUCGCGUCCACCGGCCGCCCCUUCCUGUGGGUAGUUCGGCCGGACAACAGCGCGUUGCUCCCGGAGGGUUACCUGAACUCCGUCGCCGGGCGCGGCAUGGUUGUGCCGUGGAGCCCGCAGGACCUCGUGCUCGCGCACCCGUCCACGGCGUGCUACCUCACGCACUGCGGCUGGAACUCUACGCUGGAGACGCUCGCCGCGGGGGUCCCCGUGGCGGCCUUCCCGAUGUGGGGCGACCAGUGCACGGACGCUAAGUAUCUGGUUGAGGAGCUCAAGAUGGGCGUGCGCGUCCGCGCGCCGCUGCGGCGGGACGCCGUGCGCGAUGCCUUGGAGAACGUUGUGGCUGGGCCCGACGCCGGCGCGAUGCUCGACAACGCCAGGGCGUGGAGCGCGGUGGCGAGGGCGGCCGUGGCGCCCGGCGGGUCGUCGGACCGCCACAUACAGGCCUUCGUGGACGAGUUCCUUAUUAGUGUUUCAAGUUCAAGAUAG